CUGUGAAUUUUAUGGAGAGAGAUGACGACAGAAUUACAGCCAGCCACCUCCCCUCCCCAUUGCAUAUGCUUUCACUGCACCACCAACUACAACGUCCCAAUUCAUCUCUCAACCGAUCUCUCUCUCUCUCUCUCUCUCUCUCUCUCUCUCUCUCUCCUGUUUUUGUUUUCUAGCUUCACACUAUUACAAGCUCUCAACUUUUUUCCCCUACUUUCUCUUUUAACUACUGCAUCCUUGACCACCUGAGCGCUUUCCCUCAACUUCUCAAAACCCAUGUGUGCUUUUGGACUUGGAAGCUCAAAAACCAUAUUUUGGGAGCUUCUUUUGCUCUUUUAAAUGGUGGGUUUUUGUCUAAAUAUGUAGAGAUUCAAGAUUUCUGACCAAACUCUCCACCUUUUGCCCAGAAACAUGCUUCUUGGCCUGAAACUUAUCAACUUUUUUCCCAGCUUCUGCUUAAUCUGAACCCACCUGUCGUUAAAUGCACAAAGAUUGAUUAGAUGAUUUCGACAUGUAGGUGUUUGAAAAACAACACUUUAAUCUUUCUGGGUCGUCUCCAAAUCCAAGUUUCUCUGCAAGUUUGGAGGCUUUCUGCUAGUUGAGGAGUGCAAAUACCAAAAGGGGUUCUGAGAUUUUUCUGAUUCUUUUGAUGAGUUUUGGUGCCGACCCAUGAAGAAUUUCCACUGGUUUAAGCAGAUUUCCAGCAAUGGCAAGCCUGAGAGGAGUCUCUCGCUGGGUGAGUACAAUCGUGCAGUCUCAUGGUCCAAGUACUUGGUGUCGUCAGGGGCCGAGAUUAAAGGGGAAGGAGAGGAGGAGUGGAGUGCGGACAUGUCACAGUUGUACAUUGGGUGUAAAUUUGCUUCCGGAAGGCAUAGCAGGAUUUACAGAGGGGUUUAUAAGGAGAGGGAUGUGGCGAUUAAGCUGAUAAGCCAGCCUGAGGAGGAUGAAGGGUUGGCUGUUUUGCUUGAGAAGCAGUUCACUUCUGAGGUUGCUUUGCUUUUUCGAUUGCACCAUCCUAAUAUCAUCACUUUUGUUGCAGCUUGUAAGAAACCUCCUGUGUUCUGCAUUAUCACCGAGUAUUUAGCUGGGGGAUCGUUAAGGAAGUAUCUUCAUCAGCAGGAGCCACAUUCUGUUCCGCUUAGCCUAGUUAUAAAAUUAGCCCUCAACAUUGCACGCGGGAUGCAAUAUCUCCAUUCUCAAAGUAUACUUCAUAGGGAUCUCAAGUCAGAAAAUUUAUUGCUAGGGGAAGAUAUGUCUGUAAAGGUUGCGGAUUUUGGUAUUUCAUGCCUAGAAUCACAGUGCGGCAGCGCUAAGGGAUUCACAGGUACUUACCGCUGGAUGGCACCCGAAAUGAUCAAAGAGAAACACCAUACAAAGAAAGUCGAUGUUUACAGUUUUGGAAUAGUUCUGUGGGAGCUUUUAACGGCAUUGACACCAUUUGACAACAUGACUCCUGAACAGGCUGCGUUUGCAGUAUCGCAGAAGAAUGCAAGACCCCCUUUGCCGUCCACAUGCCCGGUGCCAUUCAGUCGCCUCAUUAGCCGAUGCUGGUCAAGCCAUCCAGAUAAGCGACCUCAUUUCGAUGAGAUAGUGCACAUUUUGGAAGGUUAUGCCGAGUCCCUUGAGCAGGACCCAGAUUUCUUCUCAUCUUACAAGCCGCCCCCAGAUCACGCCCUAUUGCGAUGCUUUCCAAAAUGGAAGGGUCGCCGUGGUUCUGCUUCUUGAAAGAUUUAGGGAAUCGUUUUCUGGAAUCAAAGUAUUGAAGUUAAAUGUACCAUAUGCUUUUCUUGUCAAGGUUCCCAUCUUCAUACAAAUUAUGAUUGUGAACCUUUUUUCCUUUCUGUCUUGUUAACCUUUUGAUCCUUUUGUCUUGAAUAUAUUGGAAUGAAAAGCACUACUUUUAUUGGUGUUUUAACUUCA
This is a messenger RNA of Malus domestica (apple), 1917 nucleotides long. RefSeq names its product serine/threonine/tyrosine-protein kinase HT1-like. Lineage: Eukaryota; Viridiplantae; Streptophyta; Magnoliopsida; Rosales; Rosaceae. Gene Ontology annotation, biological process: protein phosphorylation; signal transduction. Gene Ontology annotation, cellular component: cytoplasm. The record is from RefSeq and is a predicted model, not a curated record. Gene Ontology annotation, molecular function: ATP binding; protein kinase activity.